CUGUGUGUGUGUGUUUCAGGUGAGAAGAUGAGGAAGUUUGCGUACUGUAAGGUGGUGCUGGCCACCUCUCUGGUGUGGGUGAUGCUAGACAUGUUCAUCCUCCUCUACUUCAGCGAAUGCAACAAAUGCGAUGACAAAAAAGAGAGAGGAUUGCCGGGGAGAGACACUGUUGUUCAAAGGCCUCACGACGGCCCGGGGGAGAUGGGAAAGCCAGUGGUCAUCGCUAAAGACCAACAGGAGAGGAUGAAGGAAAUGUUUAAGAUAAACCAGUUUAACCUGAUGGCCAGUGAGAUGAUUGCACUCAACAGAUCUUUACCGGAUGUUCGUCUUGAGGGGUGUAAAACGAAGGUGUAUCCAGACGAUCUCCCACGCACCAGUGUGGUGAUUGUGUUUCAUAAUGAAGCGUGGACCACUCUGCUCCGAACGGUCCACAGCGUGAUGGACAGGUCACCGAGACACCUGCUGGAGGAAAUCGUGCUGGUGGAUGACGCCAGUGAGAGAGACUUCUUGAAGAGGCAGUUGGAGCAGUAUGUGCGGAAGCUGGAGGUUCCUGUCAGGGUGGUACGGAUGGAGCAGCGCUCGGGCCUGAUUCGCGCUCGGUUGAAGGGGGCGUCCAUCUCCACAGGUCAGGUGAUUACCUUCCUGGAUGCCCACUGUGAAUGCACCACCGGCUGGCUGGAGCCUCUGCUCGCUCGCAUCAAAAUCGACAAGAAAACCGUGGUGUGUCCCAUCAUUGACGUGAUCAGCGAUGACACGUUUGAGUACAUGGCAGGCUCUGAUAUGACAUAUGGUGGCUUCAACUGGAAGCUGAACUUCCGCUGGUAUCCGGUACCACAGAGAGAGAUGGAUCGCAGAAAAGGAGACAGAACGCUGCCUGUCAGGACCCCCACUAUGGCAGGUGGUCUCUUCUCUAUAGACAGAGAUUAUUUUCAGGAGAUUGGCACGUACGAUGCAGGCAUGGACAUUUGGGGAGGAGAGAACCUGGAGAUCUCGUUUAGGAUUUGGCAAUGUGGGGGGACGCUUGAGAUCGUCACGUGCUCUCACGUCGGUCACGUGUUCCGUAAAGCCACGCCGUACACGUUCCCCGGUGGAACUGGGCAGAUCAUCAAUAAAAACAACAGACGGCUGGCGGAGGUCUGGAUGGAUGAGUUCAAGAACUUCUUCUACAUCAUCUCACCUGGUGUGACGAAAGUGGAUUAUGGAGACAUCUCAUCCAGAACAUCCCUGAGACAGAGACUGCAGUGUAAGCCGUUCUCCUGGUACCUAGAAAAUGUCUACCCGGACUCCCAGAUACCACGCCACUACUACUCGCUCGGAGAGAUCCGUAAUGUGGAGACUAACCAGUGUCUGGAUAACAUGGCCAGGAAAGAGAAUGAAAAAGUGGGCAUUUUCAACUGUCAUGGCAUGGGCGGCAACCAGGUUUUCUCGUACACAGCCAAUAAAGAGAUCCGGACUGAUGACCUCUGUUUGGAUGUGUCCAAACUCAAUGGUCCCGUUAUGAUGCUCAAGUGCCAUCACUUGAAAGGCAACCAGCUUUGGGAAUAUGACCCUGUGUAUGUUGGCAAAUGGGAGUAUGACUUUAAGAAACAUACCUUCCUGCACAUCAUCACCCAAUCGUGUCUGACCAUCAGUCGGCUGGAGGACGGGACAUAUGGCCCAACGGUGGAGUACUGUGACGAUAGCCCCCUUCAGGCCUGGAUCCUCCGAAACUUCACCCGGCAGGAGGUUUUUAAGAAGCUUUACUACAGCCCUACUGAUUACUUUCUGUAACUUCCACAACUUCCUGUUGAUG
This is a messenger RNA of Puntigrus tetrazona (Sumatra barb), 1792 nucleotides long. Its product is annotated as polypeptide N-acetylgalactosaminyltransferase 1-like. Lineage: Eukaryota; Metazoa; Chordata; Actinopteri; Cypriniformes; Cyprinidae. The record is from RefSeq and is a predicted model, not a curated record. The coding region runs from base 28 to 1770 and encodes 580 amino acids. Gene Ontology annotation, cellular component: Golgi apparatus. The transcript is spliced from 12 exons.